AUGCAAGUGGAUAACCAGGUCUCUCCAGGGAAAGUUCCACACUUUUGUUCCAUUCGUUAUGGAAUCGCUGUCUUCCUGCUCCUCUGUAAUGUUAUAGUAAUGUCACAGCGUGUGUCUAUGAGCCUCACAAUGAUAGCCAUGGUGAACAACACGGAGCCACAUGGUUUGUCCAACACCUCCACAAAGGAGCUCCAGGAUAACAUAAAGAACCCUGUGUAUAACUGGAGCACUGAAAUGCAGGGGAUCAUGUUAAGUUCCAUCUUCUAUGGUAUACUCAUCAGCCAAAUUCCUUCAGGAUAUUUAUCUGGAAUAUACUCUUUAAAGAAAAUGAUUGGUUUUGCAUUACUUCUCAGCUCUGUAUUUACCCUGCUCCUCCCACUUGCAGCUGAACUUGGAGAAAUUUGGGUCAUUAUAUGCCGAGUAAUCAAGGGAAUGUUCCAGGGGAUAACCUUAACAACUCAGCAAGUAAUAUGGAUCAAGUGGGCUCCUCCCUUGGAACUAACCCGACUUACUUCUCUGAGUUUGUCAGGACUUCUACUAGGACCCUGUAUUGUCCUGCUUAUCACUGGAUUCAUCUGUGACUCCCUGGGAUGGCCCAUGGUCUUUUAUAUUUUUGGUGCUUGUGGCUGUGCCUUAAGUGUUCUCUGGUUCAUUCUGUUUUAUGAGGACCCAAAGGACCACCCAUAUAUAAGCAUCAGAGAGAAGGAAUACAUCACAUCCGCUCUCACCCAGCAGGUCAGCUCGAGUACACCCAUCAAAGUGCCCAUCAAAGCUCUGCUGAAGUCUGUUCCACUCUGGGUCAUUUCCCUCUGUAAUUUUGCUUUUUUCUGGUCAAAUACCUUCCUGAGUAUUUAUAUGCCAAUAUAUAUUGACUACAAGCUUCAAGUCGGUGUAAAAGAGAAUGGGCUGCUGUCUUCCCUCCCCCUUUUGUUUGCCUGGAUUUUUGCUGUCCUAGCAGGUUAUAUGGCAGACAUCUUCCAGACAAGGAAUACUUUCAGUCUAAUCACCAUCCGGAAACUCUUCACCUUGCUAGGACUUCUCCUGCCUUCCAUCUUCAGCCUCUGCCUGCUUUACCUGAGUUCCGACUUCUAUGGCACUAUAAUUUUCCUGAUACUUGCUAAUUCAACAUCAAGCUUUGCUAUGGGUGGACUAGUGAUAAAUCUCGUGGAUAUUGCUCCCAGAUAUUAUGGAUUUCUUAGAGGACUUACAAAUGUAAUUGGACUAACAGGAGGACUCAUUUCUUCCACUGUGACUGGAACCAUCCUUAGUGAGGAUGCAGAAUCUCCCUGGGUUAAAAUCUUCCUCCUGAUGAUAGGCAAUAACAUGAUAAGCCUAAUCUUCUACCUUAUAUUUGCUAAAGCAGAAGUUCAAGACUGGGCUAAAGAAAGACAAAACACCUAUCUCUGA
Messenger RNA from Rangifer tarandus platyrhynchus (Svalbard reindeer), 1407 nucleotides. The record is from the annotation of a GenBank genome assembly. Lineage: Eukaryota; Metazoa; Chordata; Mammalia; Artiodactyla; Cervidae.